Messenger RNA from Polistes canadensis, 429 nucleotides. RefSeq names its product elongation factor 2-like. Gene Ontology annotation, biological process: translational elongation. The record is from RefSeq and is a predicted model, not a curated record. Gene Ontology annotation, molecular function: translation elongation factor activity; ribosome binding; GTPase activity. Bases 1 to 429 code for a protein of 142 amino acids. Gene Ontology annotation, cellular component: ribonucleoprotein complex; cytosol. NCBI's taxonomy places the organism in Eukaryota, Metazoa, Arthropoda, Insecta, Hymenoptera, Vespidae. The transcript is spliced from 2 exons.
AUGGCAGAUGCCUUGGGACGUGUAUUUCCUGGUAAAGUGUGUACUGGUAURAAGGCCCGUAUUAUUAGACCGAAUUUCUUACCCGGAAAGAAAGAGGAUUUGGAUGCACAUAAUAUAAAAGUUAUGAAAUUCUCGGUUUCUCCUGUUGUACGUGUAGCAGUUGAACCCAAGAAUCCUGCAGAUUUGCCAAAAUUGGUUGAAGCUUUGAGACGUCUUGGUAAGUCGGAUCCUAUUGCGCUAUGUAUCAUCGAAGAAUCUGGAGAGCACAUUAUUGCUGUUGCUAGUGAACUUCACCUURAAAUCUGUUUGAAAGAUCUUGAAGAAGAUCACGCCUGUAUACCAAUUAAAAAGUCUGAUCUUGUCGUAUUAUACAGAGAAACUAUUGCAGAACAAUUUAAUCAGAUGUGUUUGUCGAAAUCACCAAAUUAA